AACUUCUGUCUGAUUUUCUCAUUUCAGUGUUUUAAUCGUCCUGUGGAGAAUCUGCACUGUCAUGUUUUGCAGCCGCGCUGACGAUGCUUUCUCUCUGCAAUUUGGUGUCGGUGCACACCUCACCUCACCUUAUCUAAGGCACGGAUUUAACACCCAAACCUCCUCCUCCUCCUGAGCAUCCUGCUGAUAUAUGAGCCACCGACAAAACGGCAGGUUGACGUCUCUCCUCUGAGGAUGUCUUCAUGUGAAAGUGCUGCGUCACAUCAAGCCUGUGAAGCUCCGCCCUCCUCACUUGAGCCCGAUGGAGCCCUGAGGAUGGUGCUGUUGGGGAGGACAGGAUCAGGAAGGAGCUCCUCAGGUAACACCAUCCUGGGCAGGUCCGCCUUCCGGGUGGAUGUCUCACCGUGCUCUGUCACCCAGCUGUGCGAGACGCAGACUGGGACAGUAGACGGGCGGAGCGUCUCUGUGAUCGACACUCCGGGGUUCUUCAACACACACCUGCCCCCUCAGGAGGUCCUGUCCGAGGUGGGGCGCUGUGUGGUCCUGUCCUCUCCGGGUCCUCAUGUCUUCCUGGUGACGCUGCGGCCCGGCAGGUUCACCUCCGAGGAGAGAGACGCCCUGGAGUGGAUCAGAGCGACGUUUGGACCUGGAGUCACCAGGUUCACCGUGGUCCUGUUCACCUGGGGAGAUCACCUACGAGGUAAAUCCAUCCAGGACUUCCUGGAGACGAGCGAUGAGCUGUCGGAGUUUGUCAGCAGCUGCCGGGGGGGUCAUCACGUCUUCGAUAAUAGCCAGCAGGACAAAACAACCGAGCGCUCACAGCAGGUCACGCAGCUGCUGGAGAAGAUACACAGGAUGCUGGAGAGCAACGGUGGCGGUUGCUAUAGCAACGAGAUGUACAAGGACGCCGAGACGGCCAUCAGGAAUGUGCAACAGAGGAUUCUGGGAGAUUUAGGACACAAGGUGGAGUCACCACAGAGGGAAGGUGGAGCCAAAGAGAAGCAAGGAGAGGAGACGAGGAGGGAGGAGGAGGAGGCGAGGAAAAGUGAGGAGAAACUUUUCUGGUGCGAGCUGCUGACGGCGCUGGGGAAAGGAGCAGCGGAGGGCGCCGGGAUCAUGGGGAAGGACAAAGGGAAAGGGAAAGCCGUGAAGAAGGCGAAGGUGGUGGAGAGGGCUGCAGCUCUGGCAGCUUCACCGCUCUCCGUCUGCUCGGCUGCAAAGGCGGUGGGCGGAGCCGUCAGAGAGGGCAGCAAGGUGUUAUACAAACACAGGAAAACGUUCCUGCACUGAGAAUCACUCACAUCUCAUCAGCGUUGUCACAGAACCAGAAUUUUACACUUUGAUAUGAUAACUGGACUUUUUACACGCUCACACAUACACACACAGUUACUCUCCCACUAUGUUGACGAGCAGAGACGCCUGAUUGGACGACACUGCACAGUGACACUUGAAGGUCACUGCUGCUUCAUACAACACUCCCACCACAUAAACCCCGCCCCCAACAUCUGAGGUUUUGAACAAAACCUGGUCGGACUUCGGGUUGGUGGGACAACUUUUUAAAUGAAAUGGUCGUCGCUGAGGAAAGGCGAGAAAAUGUUGCCUACCUGUGGACGACGCCUCAAACUGUUUGUAGUUUUACUGGAUCUGAAGAAGUGAGACAGAAACAUUUAGAAAAGACGUCAGGAAAGAUAUUUUUAAUGU
Labrus mixtus (cuckoo wrasse) is the source of this 1701-nucleotide messenger RNA. RefSeq names its product GTPase IMAP family member 7-like. The transcript is spliced from 2 exons. Lineage: Eukaryota; Metazoa; Chordata; Actinopteri; Labriformes; Labridae. Gene Ontology annotation, molecular function: GTP binding. The coding region runs from base 235 to 1290 and encodes 351 amino acids. The record is from RefSeq and is a predicted model, not a curated record.